Molecule: messenger RNA, 1069 nt
Organism: Lycium barbarum (goji berry)
Lineage: Eukaryota; Viridiplantae; Streptophyta; Magnoliopsida; Solanales; Solanaceae
Exons: 4
Coding region: 180-821 (213 amino acids)
Biological process (GO): fatty acid biosynthetic process
Molecular function (GO): hydro-lyase activity
Source: RefSeq, a predicted model, not a curated record
UGUUCAAACAUCCCCACUGACACCAAUGUUGUUAGCUCCGCCUCGAAUUAAAUAAUAAAUCCACACUUGACUCUCAUCUUUCUGCUUUUACUUAAAUCUUAACGCUUAACACACAUCCUCAUUCUCACCCUCUAAAUUCAUCAAAUACACACUCACUUUUCACAAUACAUCAUUCAUCAAUGGCUUCUACUGCCUUGUCACAAACUCUAUUCUCCACUCUCAAUUCUCACAGAAAACAACCACUUGUUUCAACAUCACAUUCCUUGAAAACCCAAUUCAUGAAGAACAAGAAUGAGUUCAUCACCAGCUGUGUCUCUCCUGACAGUGAUGCAGUUACCAAAUCUGAAACUCCAAUUGAAUUGAGAUACCCAGCAUUCCCUACUGUGAUGGAUAUCAAUCAGAUUCGCGAGAUUUUGCCUCAUCGUUUUCCGUUUCUACUAGUGGAUAGAGUGAUUGAGUACAAUCCGGGAGUGUCAGCUGUGGCUAUCAAGAAUGUGACAAUUAAUGAUAACUUCUUUCCUGGUCAUUUCCCUGAGAGGCCUAUCAUGCCUGGUGUCCUCAUGGUUGAGGCAAUGGCACAAGUUGGCGGCAUCGUUAUGCUGCAACCUGAAGUGGGAGGUUCCCGGGAGAAUUUCUUUUUCGCUGGAGUAGACAAAGUAAGGUUCAGGAAGCCAGUGGUGGCUGGAGAUACUUUGGUAAUGAGAAUGACACUGAUCAAGCUGCAAAAACGUUUCGGAAUAGCGAAGAUGGAAGGUAAGGCAUAUGUAGGAGAAGAUGUGGUUUGUGAGGGUGAGUUCUUGAUGGCUAUGGGCAGUGGUUGAUGCUCUUCUGCUUUACUAGUUUGAAUUCUGGCACUUUGAUUAGUUCUGCAUCUGCUCCCUCCUCAUUAAUUGUUUGAUCGAGCGAAUCUAAUUGAGGCUUUUGAUGUAUUUUCCUUUUAAAUUAAACCAUAAAUUAUAUACAUUCAGUAUUGAGUGCCAGUUUUCUGUAUCUGAGUGUAGAAAACACUAAGGAGGGCAUCAUUGGCCAUACAUUUUAAUGUUAUCAUUCUUUAUUCUACGGCCAAAAA